Molecule: messenger RNA, 6360 nt
Organism: Nelumbo nucifera (sacred lotus)
Lineage: Eukaryota; Viridiplantae; Streptophyta; Magnoliopsida; Proteales; Nelumbonaceae
Gene: THO2
Product: THO2
Biological process (GO): mRNA processing; mRNA export from nucleus
Cellular component (GO): THO complex part of transcription export complex
Molecular function (GO): mRNA binding
Source: RefSeq, a predicted model, not a curated record
CGAUCCUCUCCCCAAACCCCAAAUUAAAAAGAGAAGAAAAACUGAAACAGAACGAGAAAGGGAGAAGACCCUUUAUCAAACCUUUUUAUUCCUUUGUCCUUCGAACCCUAACUCGUUCUAUCUCUUGAGUCAUGAAAAUUUUUAAACGCUCGAACGUAACUCUUAGUGAUUUGUAUAUCUGAAUCAAACUUGCUCAGAAUCGAUAGACUCUAGGGUUUACUUUCCGCUGCCCGAUUCGUAAAGAUGUCCCUUCCUCCCAUAGAGUGUAAAUACGUUACAGAGGAGUGUCUCCGGGAAUGGAAGAAUGGGAACACCAAUUUCAAGGUACCGAACCCGGUCCCGGCGCUUCGGUUUCUCUACGAGCUCUGCUGGGCUAUGGUUCGUGGAGAAUUACCGUUUCCGAAGUGUAAAGCAGCAUUGGAUUCAGUUGAAUUUUCUGAGAAAAUUUCGAGUGAAGAAAUGGGUUCAAAUUUAGCAGAUAUAGUGACCCAAAUGGCUCAAGAUCUUACUCUGCCUGGAGAGCAUCGUGCUCGCCUUAUCAAAAUGGCAAAAUGGCUACUGGAGUCUACACUGGUCCCAUUGAGGCUUUUCCAGGAACGAUGCGAGGAAGAAUUUCUAUGGGAGUCUGAAAUGAUCAAGAUAAAGGCCCAGGAUUUAAAGGCAAAAGAGGUCAGGGUAAACACCCGCCUUCUUUAUCAGCAAACGAAAUUCAACCUUCUUAGGGAAGAAAGUGAGGGUUAUGCUAAGCUGGUUACACUUCUCUGCCGAAGUGGUCCUGAAGCUUCAACUAACAAUGCAUCAACAGCAAUGAUCAGCAUCAUUAAGUCACUAAUUGGACACUUUGAUCUGGAUCCGAAUCGUGUUUUUGAUAUUGUUUUGGAAUGUUUUGAACUUCAGCCUGACAAUGGUGUCUUUUUAGACUUGAUACCUCUUUUCCCAAAGUCUCAUGCUUCUCAAAUCUUGGGUUUUAAGUUCCAAUAUUAUCAGCGCAUGGAAGUAAAUAAUCCUGUGCCUUUUGGACUCUAUCGACUUACAGCUGUGCUUGUGAAAGCAGAGUUCAUUGAUCUUGAUAGCAUAUAUGCACAUUUGCUUCCUAAGGAUGAUGAAGCUUUUGAGCAUUAUAAUGCAUUUUCUGCCAAGCGGUUUGAAGAGGCUAACAAAAUUGGCAAAAUAAAUCUUGCUGCUACUGGAAAGGAUCUGAUGGAAGAUGAAAAACAAGGGGAUGUGACAAUAGAUCUUUUUGCUGCUUUAGACAUGGAAAGUGAAGCCGUUGCUGAACGUUCAACUGAGCUGGAAAAUAACCAGAGUCUGGGUUUGCUCAGUGGGUUUCUUUCUGUUGAUGACUGGUAUCAUGCUCAGAUAUUGUUGGAUCGUCUCUCUCCGCUUAAUCCUGUUGCACAUGUGCAAAUAUGUGAGGGUUUAUUUAGGCUCAUUGAAAAAUCAAUCUCUUCAGCAUAUGAUAUUGUUCGCCAUACACAUAUUCAUAGUGGACUGUCCACUGGAUCUGUUUCUGAUAAUAUGGAGAUAACAGAUGCAUCAUCAGUCAAGAGAUCUUUUGUUGAUCUUCCAAGAGAACUUUUUCAAAUGCUUGUUUCUGCUGGUCCUUAUCUCUACCGUAAUACUGUACUGUUACAGAAGGUAUGCAGGGUCUUAAAAGGCUAUUAUCUGUCUGCACAAGAGCUUGUGGGUUCUGGUGGUGAGACUACUUACCCUGAGUCUGGGAAUGGGGGAAGCCGAGGUCCUGGUUUUCACCUGAGGGAAGCUCAGGCAAGGGUUGAGGAAGCACUAGGAAAAUGCAUUCUUCCUUCUUUGCAGUUGAUACCUGCAAAUCCAGCUGUUGGACAGGAGAUAUGGGAAGUAUUAAGUCUCCUCCCAUAUGAGGUGCGGUAUCGUUUGUAUGGAGAAUGGGAAAAGGAAGAUGAGCGGAUUCCAAUGAUUUUGGCUGCAAGACAGACAGCAAAGUUGGACACCAGAAGAAUCCUAAAACGACUUGCGAAGGAAAAUUUAAAGCAGCUUGGUAGGAUGGUGGCAAAACUAGCUCAUGCCAACCCAAUGACAGUGCUUCGAACAAUUGUACUGCAGAUUGAGGCAUACCGGGAUAUGAUCACUCCAGUUGUAGAUGCAUUCAAGUAUUUGACACAGCUUGAGUAUGAUGUCUUGGAGUAUGUUGUGAUUGAGCGGUUGGCACAAGGGGGCCGUGAAAAGCUAAAGGAAGAUGGCCUUAAUUUGUCUGACUGGCUUCAAUCUUUGGCUUCCUUUUGGGGCCACUUGUGUAAGAAGUACCCUUCAAUGGAGUUAAGGGGUCUUUUCCAAUAUCUUGUGAAUCAGUUGGCAAAGGGGAAGGGAAUUGAGCUUGUUCUUUUGCAGGAGCUCAUUCAACAAAUGGCCAAUGUCCAAUACACAGAAAACAUGACAGAGGAACAAUUGGAUGCAAUGGCAGGGAGUGAGACACUGCGGUAUCAUGCUACUUCUUUUGGAACAACAAAAAACAACAAGGCUUUGAUAAAAUCCACAAAUAGGCUGAGGGACUCAUUACUUCCAAAGGAGGAACCUAAGUUGGCAAUCCCUCUUUUGUUGCUCAUAGCCCAACAUCGUUCUGUGGUCAUCAUGAAAUCAGAUUCACCGUAUAUUAAGAUGAUUAGUGAGCAGUUUGAUCGUUGCCAUGGAACCCUUCUUCAGUAUGUGGAAUUCCUUUGUAGUGCACUAUCACCAGCUACAGCCUAUGCUCAGCUAAUCCCCACUCUUGAUGAUCUUGUCCACAAAUACCAUCUUGAACCUGAGGUGGCUUUUUUGAUAUAUCGGCCUGUGAUGAGGCUCUUCAAGUGCACAGGUGGUUCUAGUAUCUUCUGGCCUUCCGACAAUACUGAAGAGGCAAAUAUAUUAAAUACUGAAAAAGAUUCUGAACCUUCAGUCUCGUCUACCAAUGAAGUUCUGGAUCUUGGCUCUCAUCUGAAGCCUAUAAUGUGGUCAGAUCUUUUAGAUACAGUUCGAACAAUGUUACCUUCAAAAGCUUGGAAUAGCCUAUCUCCUGAUCUCUAUGCUACAUUUUGGGGGCUUACUCUUUAUGAUCUUUAUGUUCCAAAAAACCGUUAUCUUUCUGAAAUUGCCAAGCAGCAUGCUGCGCUGAAAGCCCUUGAAGAGCUUACUGAUAAUUCAAAUUCUGCAAUAGCCAAACGGAAGAAGGACAAGGAAAGGAUCCAAGAAUCACUAGAUCGUUUGACAGGUGAGCUACAAAAACAUGAAGAAAAUGUUGCAUCUGUCCGCCGACGGCUUGCUCGAGAGAAGGAUAAGUGGCUUAGUUCCUGCCCAGAUACUUUAAAGAUCAACAUGGAAUUUCUUCAGCGCUGUAUUUUUCCACGCUGUAUAUUUAGCAUGCCAGAUGCAGUUUACUGUGCCAUGUUUGUGCACACGCUACAUUCUCUUGGGACACCAUUCUUUAACACUGUUAAUCAUAUUGAUGUUCUCAUAUGCAAGACCUUGCAACCAAUGAUCUGUUGUUGCACUGAAUAUGAAGCAGGUAGACUUGGGAGGUUUUUGUAUGAGACAUUAAAAAUGGCCUACCAUUGGAAGAGUGAUGAAUCUAUAUAUGAACGUGAGUGUGGAAACAUGCCGGGCUUUGCUGUGUAUUACAGAUAUCCAAACAGUCAGCGUGUCACAUAUAGCCAGUUUAUUAAGGUACAUUGGAAAUGGAGUGUGAGAAUUACACGGUUGCUCAUUCAAUGUCUGGAAUCGGCCGAGUAUAUGGAGAUUCGAAAUGCACUUAUUAUGUUGACAAAAAUUUCAAGUGUCUUCCCAGUAACUAGAAAGAGUGGGAUUAAUCUUGAAAAACGGGUAGCUAAAAUUAAGGGGGAUGAGAGAGAAGAUCUCAAGGUAUUGGCGACAGGUGUUGCUGCAGCUCUGGCUUCUAGGAAGAGCUCAUGGGUUUCUGAAGAAGAAUUUGGCAUGGGCUAUGUUGACCUAAAGCCCGCACCAUCACCUGCUACAAAGUCUUCAGCUGGUAAUUUAGUAGGUGGAUCUAAUGGUCCUGCCCUUAAUAUUUCUCAAACUGAGUCUGUUGGUCAAAGGAAUAUGAGUACAGCAACACAACUUCUAGACUCUGGAAAUGCUGUCAAGGAUCUCACACCACGAACAAAACCUGCAGAUGGGAGGGUGGAACGGGCAGAAGGCACUACAGUUAAUAAACCUGAUCCAGGGCAAGCAAAAGGAAAAAGUGGCUCAUUAGCAAAUGGGUUGGAUGCUCAGAUGACUGUGCCUUCUGGUGCUGUACAAGCUGGACCAUCCAGGCAAACUGAAACUCAAAAACGUGCAGACGAACCUGCAAAGGGCUCAUUGGAUGAAAACAUGCCCAAAGUUGCACCAAAGACUGCUACUGAAUCAGAGAUGAGGCCCACAGUAAAACGUUCAAUUCCUACUGGAUCUCUUUCCAAGCAACAAAAACAGGAGGUUACAAAAGAUGAUAACAAAUCUGGAAAAGCAGUUGGAAGAAUCCCUGGUCCUUCUAGUGAGAGAGAUAUUUCUGCUCAUCCAUUAGAAGGUAGGCAAGGUGGGGCAGCCAAUGCUGCUUCUGCAGUUGCAUCAAAUGGUAACACAGUUCCAAUUAACACUAAAGGUUCAACCACAUCUGCCAGAACUUCCAUGGAUGUGUAUGGUAGUAUAACGAAGAUGGACAGUAUAGCUGCUAAGCCAUCUGAUGCAAGGAUUCCUGCUGGAAAGGAUGUGGAUGACUCUGAAAUUUCUGAAGUGGCAAGGCCCUUCUCAUCCCGGCCUGUUCAUUCUCCUCUCCGUGAUGAUUCUUUCAAUUCUUCAAAAUCUGCAGACAAGCAGCAGAAGAGAACUAGUCCAAAUGAGGAACAGGACAGACAGAACAAACGGAGGAAGGGAGACAAUGAAGUGAAAGAUUUAGAAGGUGAUGUCAGAUUCUCUGAAAGAGAUAGGUCCAUUGAUGCCAGGAUAGCGGAGAAACCUCAUUCUCUGGAUCUUGACAAAAUAGGAAUUGAUGAGCAUAUUCAAAGCAGGGCUACAGAGAAGCUUCUGGAUCGGAAAGAGAAGGCCAGUGAAAGAUAUGACAGAGACCACAGGGAUAGACUGGAGCGUCCUGAUAAAUCUCGUGGUGAGGAUAUCCUGGCUGAGAAGUCAAGAGACAGGUCAAUGGAAAGAUAUGGAAGAGAGCGUUCAGUUGAAAGAAUGCAAGAGAGGGGAACAGAUAGGAGCUCUGAUAGGGUAGUUGACAAAUCUAAGGAUGACAGAAAUAAAGAUGAUAGGAGUAAACCACGCUACAGUGAUCCAUUGGCUGAAAAAUCUCAUCUUGAUGAUCGUUUUCAUGGGCAAAACUUGCCUCCCCCACCUCCUCUUCCUCCCAACAUGGUGCCACAAUCAGUUAAUGCUAGUCGAAGAGAUGAAGAUGUUGAUAGAAGGGUCAGUAAUACCAGGCAUAUUCAGAGGCUUUCUCCCAGACAUGAAAAAGAACGGAGACGCUCUGAGGAGAAUUCAAUAGUUUCACAGGACGAAGCAAAGCGUAGGAGAGAUGAUGAUUUUAGGGAGAGAAAAAGGGAUGAGCGAGAUGGUUUGUCAAUGAAGGUGGAUGAGAGGGAGAGGGACAAAGCAAACCUUUUGAAGGAGGACACCGAUGCAAAUGCAGCAUCUAAGAGGAGGAAACUUAAAAGAGAGCACUUACCAUCAGGGGAAUCUAGUGAAUAUUCACUGCCAGUCCCUCCUCCACCUCCUAUUGCUAUUGGUAUGUCGCAAUCAUAUGAUGGACGAGAAAGAGGGGAUAGAAAAGGUGCCAUGGUUCAAAGGGCAGGCUACCUGGAGGAACCAGUGCCAAGGAUGCAUGGCAAAGAAGCUACUGGCAAGAUUACCCGACGGGACAGUGAUCAGUUUCCAGAUAGAGAUUGGGAAGAUGAGAAGAGACAGAGAGCUGAGGCAAAAAGGAGGCAUCGAAAAUAGCACUUGAAUGAUGUGCGGUCAAUGUUGGCUUUCAAUCUCUAUCCUUUGUACUUCCAGACCCGAACCAUUUACUGGAAGAAACUUUCUACAGAUGCAGCUCCUGUAUUUUUCAGUUGCAGGUAACAACAUCAAGCAAGCUGUUCGAUUUUUUUUCCCUUUUUCUUCAGUUGAGGAUUACAUUAUAAGCAAGUUUGCUCAACUUGGUGGUCCAACGAGGAAUUUUUUUUUAUUAAUUCUAUGUUAAAUAUAUUUCCCAGUUUAGGUGUCCCGUGCUUCCUAGUUUCUGGUAUAGAUCCAGAUUUUGCAGUUCUGUUCUGAAGAGGACAUUGAUACUGCUUGCUGUCUUCAUGUAUCAUACAACGGGUUGUAUAUUCUGUGCAAUUCAUAAUCUAUAAGCUUGUACUUGUCAAAGCA